This is a messenger RNA of Alosa sapidissima (American shad), 2627 nucleotides long. RefSeq names its product FKBP prolyl isomerase 10b (gene fkbp10b). The transcript has 10 exons. Gene Ontology annotation, molecular function: peptidyl-prolyl cis-trans isomerase activity; calcium ion binding. The coding region runs from base 307 to 2001 and encodes 564 amino acids. The record is from RefSeq and is a predicted model, not a curated record. NCBI's taxonomy places the organism in Eukaryota, Metazoa, Chordata, Actinopteri, Clupeiformes, Clupeidae.
UUUUUCUGGUAUGCCAGAACGAUGCCAUCCAUAACAUGAGCACAUUAUCCAACCGUGUGUAACGUUACACCAGACCAGAGAGAAGAGAAAAGUGCAGCCCCCGGCUGUUCUCCAGGAGUGACGAAUCCCUAGCCCUGUCCACGUCUGCAAACAUUCCUGCAGAGAAAACGCAUCUGCGCCUCCUCUUCCUUCUCUGAAUGAACAUACAGGAGGACGCAUACUGUCGGGGAUCCUGCUGUUGAUGAAAGUUCCUGAAUAAGUUCCUGACACUUUGUAUGAUCGCGAAAAACAGCGGUCUCUGUAAAGAUGCGAGUGUGUUUAGUUUUGAGUUUGUGGUUUGCGAAAUGGACGUUCACAGUGUGCAACCCCGGUCCGAUUGAGGACGUGGUUAUAGAUCGCUAUUACGUACCCAAGCAAUGCGUGAGAGCAGUCAAGACGGACGAUUUUGUCCGGUACCACUAUAACGGAACUUUCGUCGACGGGAAACCGUUUGACUCCAGCCAUGACAGGGGCGUGGCCUUCUUCGUGCAGGUGGGCCGCGGUCGUCAGAUCGCUGGCAUGGACAAGGGCAUCAUGGGAAUGUGUAUCAACGAGAAGCGGAGGAUUGUUGUGCCCCCUCACCUCGCCUACGGCAGCCAGGGUGCAGGUGAUGUCAUAAAGCCGGACACUACGCUGGUGUUUGACGUGGUUCUGCUGGACGUGUGGAACCGAGCGGACCGGACUCUGACCCAUUCCGUCAGCCGACCGGCUAACUGCGGCCGCUCUGUCCAGAAGUCCGACUUUGUGCGGUUCCACUUCAACGGAACUCUACUGGACGGAACUCCCUUCGACUCCAGCUAUGAGCGGCAGCAGACGCAGGAUUCUCUGGUGGGGGAGGGCUGGCUCAUCGCGGGGCUGGAGGAGGGGCUUCAGGGCAUGUGUGUGGGGGAGAGGCGGAGCCUCACGGUGCCUCCAUUCAACGGCUAUGGAGAGAAGGGUUACGGUGGUGGUGUGCCCCCCCAUGCCACACUGUUGUUUGAUGUGGUCCUGGAAGACCUCCACAAUGCCAACGACGAUGUCGUUGUGGAAACGCUGGAGAUUCCAAAGCCCUGUGCCAGGCACUCAGUCUCUGGAGACUUCAUCCGCUACCACUACAACGGAACAUUCCUCAACGGGCACACCUUCGACAGCAGUUACCGGCGCAACCAGACGUAUGACACCUACAUUGGUCUGGGCUACGUGAUCGUGGGGAUGGACAAGGGGCUGCAGGGUGUGUGUGCUGGGGAGAGGAGGCGCAUCACUAUGCCCCCACACCUGGCCUAUGGGGAGCAUGGAGCAGGGAAGGACAUUCCUGGAUCAGCUGUUCUGGUGUUCGAUGUCCACGUCGUCGACUUCCACAAUCCCACCGACUCAGUGGAUAUCCAGGUCACUCGCAAGGUUGAGUGCAACGAGACUAGCGCUGUGGACGACUUCGUCCAGUACCACUACAACUGCUCCCUUCUGGAUGGGACUCGCCUCUUUAGCUCGAAUGACUACUCAGACCCCCAGGACGUGACGCUGGGUGCGGAUAAGGUGAUUGACGGCCUGGACGAGGGCCUGAGGGGGAUGUGUGUCGGGGAGCGGAGGACCGUGCUGAUACCCCCCCACCUGGGCCACGGAGAGAAAGGAGCUGGUGACGUCCCUGGCAGUGCUGUGCUAGUGUUUGAGCUGGAGUUGGUGUCGCUGCAUAAGGGCCUUCCCCCUGGUUACCUGUUCGUGUGGCUGGACAAUGGACCCGCAGACCUGUUCCAGGAACUCGACAUGAAUCAUGACGAGGAGGUGCCAUUAGAGGAGUUCUCGGAGUUCAUCAGGCUGCAGGUGGCGGAGGGGCGUGGCCGUCUGAAGCCAGGGGUGGAGUCUGCGGUAGUCAUUGCCGACAUGUUCAAGAACCAGGACAGAAACCAAGAUGGCCGCAUCACAGCAGAUGAGCUGAAGUUGAAAGUGCAGGAAGACGCAGAGAGAGCUCUUCAUGAGGAGUUAUAAUGGCACAAACACAAACUAUAACACUAGCACAUGCAAACACAUUCACAGACAUGUGCACACACACACACACACACAGGUGAACUCUAAAAAACUCAGGAGCAAACUGUUACUCAAGUUUUGUUUUUGUUGUUGUGUUUGUUUUUGUUUGGUUAAACCCCACACACACUAAACCUGGGGACAGAUAUAUUUAUGUGUAACUCUUCUGGUCGGACGGAUAUAUUUGUGCAACACUCCUGGUCGGAUGGAUAUAUUUAUGUGCAACACUCCUGGUCGGACAGAUAUAUUUAUUACACUUCUGGGUGAAUGGUGAGAUGGAUAUUUGUGUGUAAAUCUGUUUUGUUAAAAACCUGAGUUUAAACUCUGGCCACUCCCAUCCAGUAAGAGAGGUUACUCAAAGCUUGGGUCCGUUCUGGGUCAGUGACUGUAGCCUACUGUACUGUAGUAACUAAGCUGCUCAGUUGUAUCAAACCCAGAGUUUCUCCACAUUUCCUCCUGGAGUUGCUACCCUCUUCUGUCAUGUGUGUGAAGACUUCCUGUGGGGUUGCUGCCCUCUUCUGUGUGAUUAUGACCAAAAUGGAUGGCUCUGGGUUUAAGCCUGACAAAAUAAAACCCUUUUAAUAAAGUUC